AUGGUCGUGACAUUCAUAGCUGCUUCAGCGGCCAAAAAAUAUUUUCAACCCAAAGAACACCAAAAUAACGAAAGUGAAAAAAAAGAAGAACAUAACAAAGAAAUUAUUGUUAAAAAACGCCCAACUCUCUUAUCACGUGAAGGUCGUACCCUUGCUUCUCUCUUUCCUGAUGAAGCAAAACAGGAUAUGAAUAUUGUAAUCUCAAGUAGAUUUAUAAGACCUGCCAAUACUUCCGUUCUUAAAAUUUAUGAUCGUAAGAUGAAUGAUCAAGACGAUGAUAAUGAAUACAAUGAUAAUGAUAAAGAAAGAUACGAUGAUAAGUAUGAAGAAAGAUAUACAAAUGGCAGCUAUGAAAAUAGAGAGAGCAACUCUGUUUGCUAUGAGAAUUCUCAAAACAAAAAAUCAGGAAAACUUGUUAAGUAUGAAAUAACCGGUGAAGAAAAAUCGAGAGCAGCAAAUUAUUUGGUGCACUCAUAUAAUGAUUUUGAACAAUCACUAUUUAAUGAAGGAUAUGAUAUCGAAAUCCCGCGACCUUAUUUUUAA
This is a messenger RNA of Diversispora eburnea, 543 nucleotides long. The record is from the annotation of a GenBank genome assembly. Lineage: Eukaryota; Fungi; Glomeromycota; Glomeromycetes; Diversisporales; Diversisporaceae.